This is a messenger RNA of Gossypium raimondii (Peruvian cotton), 1425 nucleotides long. RefSeq lists its product as uncharacterized. The coding region runs from base 1 to 1425 and encodes 474 amino acids. NCBI's taxonomy places the organism in Eukaryota, Viridiplantae, Streptophyta, Magnoliopsida, Malvales, Malvaceae. The record is from RefSeq and is a predicted model, not a curated record. The transcript has 4 exons.
AUGAAGGUGGACAGAGAGGAGCUUUAUUGGGAACAGAGAGCUCAAGCGAAUUGGCUGAAAAAUAGGGAUAGGAAUACCCAUUUUUUUCACCAAUCAGCAACGGAUCGGAGUAGGAAGAAUAAGGUGGAAGAAUUAGUGGAUGGCGAGGGUAAUAGUUAUGCGAACAAUGAUGCUUUAUUACGGUUGGCCACUGAUUAUUUUACUUCUUUAUUUACAGCGAAAAGUGUUGGAGAUCCAAGCUCAAUUUUGGAAGGUGUUGAGCCAUGUAUUUCUCAACAGAUGAACGAGGACCUUGAGAAGGAGUUUACAUAUGAAGAGGUGUGUUCAACUCUUAAAGCCAUGAGCCCGUUAAAAGCUUCUAGCGAAGAUGGGAUAGGGGCGAUUUUCUACCAUAGGUUUUGGCAUAUUGUGGGUAAAGAUGUAGCUAAUUUCUGUAUUGAGACGAUGCAGGGGUUUCAAAAGAUACUCAAUGUAUGUAUUGAUGAAGCACAGAGUGCUUUUGUACUUGGAAGACUCAUUACGGAUAAUAUCAUAGCUGCAUAUGAAACUUUACAUUCUAUGAAGAGAAAACGUAUUGGGAGGAAAGGGUGGAUUGAGAAAGUUAUGGGUUGUGUGACAUCGGUCUCGUAUUCUGUGGUUAUGAAUGGGGAGGUGUAUGAGUUAUUUUUCCCGUCACAAGGCCUUCGCCAAGGGGACCCUAUUAGUCCUUAUUUAUUCCUUAUAUGUGAUGAAGGAUUGUCGACUCUUCUUAGAAGGGCUGUGUCAAGGGGAGUUCUUAAUGGCUUUCGGGUUAGUAGGCAAGCCCCACGAAUCACUCAUUUGUUUUUUACAAAUGAUAGCCUUAUCUUUGGAGAUGCGUCUAUCAAUGGAGCAAUGGUGAUCAAAGAAAUUUUAGAGGCCUAUGCUAAGUGUUCUGGUCAGGAAGUCAAUCUUGACAAGUCAGGGUCAUUUUUAAGUUCCAAUGUUGACCAGUUUAACAGAGAUAAUGUUUGUAGAGUUCUGGGGGUUAAUAGGAAUCUAAACCUGGAGAAUUACCUUGGUCUCCCAUCAAUGGUGGGGCUUUGUAGGGAUUUAGAAGCGGUCAUGGCUCGAUUCUGGUGGCAAAAGAAAGCAGGGAAAAAAGGGCUUCAUUGGUGUUCGUGGAAGAAGCUGUCGGUACCAAAAGAGGAGGGCGGGAUGGGCUUCCGAGAUUUGGCCAAAUUCAAUAUCGCACUUCUUGCUAAACAGGGUUGGCAUCUUAUGGAAAAUUUGAGUUCCUUACUUGCGCGUUUGCUCAAAGCAAAGUACUAUAGGGGAUCAGAUUUUAUGGAAGCCUCUUUAGGAGCGAAUCCAUCAUUUUUUUGGAGAAGUAUCUGGUGUGCUAAAGGCCUGUUAGGGUCUGGUUUGAAGUGGAGAAUUGGGUCUGGAACAUCGAUGUCAAUAUAG